This is a messenger RNA of Cooperia oncophora, 318 nucleotides long. Lineage: Eukaryota; Metazoa; Nematoda; Chromadorea; Rhabditida; Trichostrongylidae. The record is from the annotation of a GenBank genome assembly.
AUGUCUAGCAGCCGACCGACGGCACGGGUCUUUUUUGCCGUUGACGUCGAAGAUCUACAGCCGUCUGAAUUUGUACUCGUUACUGGUUCAACAUCGUCCCUUGGAAAAUGGGACCCUCUCAAAGCCAAAACACUUACUCAGGAUGCCGACCGACCUACUCGUUGGCGUGGCUAUGUGGAUACAGCGGACGAUGAAGUCCGUUUUCGAUAUUUCAUUGGCUACUUUCUAUGUGGAGAACAUGGACAGCGUUUGAUCAUAGGUGAAGCCGUGUCCCAGUCCGUAACCCUAGUCAAAAUCCAUCCACACACAAUAAUAUGA